This is a messenger RNA of Austrofundulus limnaeus, 5247 nucleotides long. RefSeq names its product receptor tyrosine-protein kinase erbB-4. Gene Ontology annotation, molecular function: transmembrane receptor protein tyrosine kinase activity; epidermal growth factor receptor binding; ATP binding. The transcript is spliced from 27 exons. Gene Ontology annotation, cellular component: signaling receptor complex; basal plasma membrane; plasma membrane. The record is from RefSeq and is a predicted model, not a curated record. Lineage: Eukaryota; Metazoa; Chordata; Actinopteri; Cyprinodontiformes; Rivulidae. Bases 734 to 4798 code for a protein of 1354 amino acids. Gene Ontology annotation, biological process: neurogenesis; negative regulation of apoptotic process; protein phosphorylation.
AACCAACAAUAAAAACAGAUUGAGUUGCUGCAUUGAAGUGAUUUCUCGAGUGCUGUGCAGAAAAUACACCUAAUUAAUUGCGGUCGUCUGUGCUGCCACCACUUUUUUAGAUCAAAAUCAAGCCCUGGCACCUGUUUGAGACUGUCUGUACUUAUACGUUUCUAACAGGAGCAACAGUGGACGCAGUUAUGCUUCAGCUGACACACAGCAGCUACUCAGUUGGUGAGUCACCGAAUCCUGUCUCUGAGACAAACUCCUUCGUCUCUCCGUCUCGUUUUCUCAGACAGGAAGUUUUUUUAUAUGGUUUUUUUUUUUUGAGUGGCACAAAAAAGGGACGCGAAAAAGACGGAGGGAAAAGUCAGCAAUGCCAAGAGCUGACACGGCUUUCUAAGUUUGUAACUGUGCUGUUUUGCCAUUUCACAGCAAAGUGCCUUCCAGGCUGAGCGCUCUUUGUUGUGCGACAUCAAACAUGUGAGAAAAUGCAUUCGCACUCCUUCAAUCCCUUUGUGACAGGUUCGGCUCGGCAGCUCCUUUAACCGUAUGUGCCACCAGAGACCACAUAAACCCUUACUGAAGACAAAUGGUGGGGAAAUGAAACAACCCAACGGAAGCUCUUCUAGGAAAACAUUAUAAACAAGUUUGUCCUGGUACGCAGAACAAGUUGAGCACCCUAUCGGACCUGGACCAACAGUACCGCACCCUGCGGAAGCUCUAUGAAAACUGCGAGGUCGUCAUGGGCAAUCUGGAGAUCACCAGCAUUGAUCGGAACCGCAAUCUCUCCUUUCUUAAGUCAAUCCGAGAGGUGACCGGCUACGUGUUGGUGGCUCUCAAUCAGUUUGAGUACCUCCCACUGGAGAAUCUGCGGAUCAUCCGGGGCACCAAGCUGUACGAGGGCCGCUACGCCCUCGCCAUCUUCCUCAACUACAGGCGGGACGGCUUCUACGGCCUGAGGCAGCUCGGUCUACGUAAUCUCACAGAGAUCCUGAACGGGGGUGUUUAUGUUGACCAGAACAAAUUCCUGUGUCAUGCCGACACCAUCCACUGGCAAGAUAUUAUCAAGAACCCCCAGGCUGAGCUGCUGGUGGUACCGUCCAACAACAGCAACAACGGAUGCAGACGCUGUCACCGCUCGUGUAACGGACGCUGCUGGGGCCCGCAGGAAAGCCAGUGUCAAACCUUGACAAAAACGGUAUGUGCAGAGCAGUGUGACGGCCGAUGCUUCGGGCCGUUCGUCAGCGACUGCUGCCACCGGGAAUGUGCCGGCGGCUGCUCCGGUCCCAAAGACACAGACUGCUUUGCUUGCACCAAUUUCAACGACAGCGGAGCAUGUGUGACCCAGUGCCCUCAGCCGUUUGUGUACAACCCCACAUCUUUCCAGUUAGAACACAACCCCAAAGCAAAGUACACCUACGGAGCCUUCUGUGUCAAGAAAUGUCCCCACAAUUUCGUGGUGGACCACAGCUCCUGUGUCCGAGCAUGUCCCAGCAACAAGAUGGAAGUUGAGGAGAACCGAAUCAAAAUGUGCAUCCCUUGCACUGACAUCUGCCCAAAAGUGUGCGAUGGCAUUGGGACGGGCAGCCUGCAAACGGCUCAAACAGUGGACGCCAGCAACAUCGAUAAAUUCAUAAACUGCACAAAAAUCAAUGGCAACCUCAUAUUUCUCAUAACAGGAAUUAAAGGGGACAUGUAUCAUGGCAUUGGACCGAUGGACCCUGAGCGUCUCAACGUUUUCCGCACUGUGAAGGAGAUCACAGGUUACCUGAACAUCCAGUCUUGGCCUGAAAACAUGACAGAUUUGAGUGUAUUUUCCAACCUGGCAACCAUUGGGGGACGAACCCUUUAUAGUGGAAGUGGUAUUUCUCUGCUGAUCCUGAAGCAGCGCUGGAUCUCCUCCCUCCAAUUCCAGUCUCUGAGCGAGAUUAGCGCAGGCAACGUUUACAUCUUCAACAACAGUCGCCUCUGCUUCUACAACACCGUCAACUGGACAACGCUCUUCAGGACCCAAAGCCAAAAAGUGCUCAUCCGCAACAACCAGGAGCCAAAAGAAUGCACUCAGCAACGAAUGGUCUGCGAUCGAAUGUGUUCAGAUGACGGAUGUUGGGGCCCAGGGACCGACCAGUGUCUCUCCUGCCGAUACUUCAAACGAGGCCGCACCUGCGUUGAGUCGUGCAACCUCUUCGAUGGGGAAGUGCGGGAGUUCACCAAUGGAUCUGUGUGCUUGGAGUGCGACAGCCAGUGUGAGAGGAUGGAUGGAAACAGCAUGACGUGCCUCGGCCCGGGCCCAGACCAAUGCGUAAAAUGCCUCCACUUCAAAGAUGGGCCCAACUGUGUGGAGAAAUGUCCCGACGGGUUGCAGGGCGCCAACAGCUUCAUCUUCAAAUAUGCCAAAGCCAACAACGAGUGUCACCCCUGCCACGCCAACUGCACCCAAGGGUGCAUCGGGCCAAGACUCCAAGAUUGCGUUGGAAUGAUGGACAGGACACCCCUGAUAGCAGCGGGCAUUAUCGGUGGUCUAUUUAUCAUCGUCAUUCUGGCACUCAGUGUUGCUGUUUAUGUUCGAAGGAAGAGCAUCAAAAAGAAAAGGGCCCUGCGGCGCUUCUUAGAGACGGAGCUGGUUGAGCCCCUGACUCCCAGUGGAACGGCACCAAACCAGGCUCAGCUGCGCAUCCUGAAGGAGACUGAGCUGAAGAGGGUCAAGAUUCUGGGUUCAGGAGCUUUUGGAACCGUCUACAAGGGCAUCUGGGUCCCAGAAGGUGAGACAGUGAAGAUCCCCGUUGCAAUAAAAAUCCUCAACGAGACCACCGGCCCGAAAGCCAAUGUGGAGUUCAUGGAUGAGGCCCUGAUCAUGGCUAGCAUGGAGCACCCCCACCUGGUUCGUCUUCUGGGCGUCUGCCUAAGUCCCACCAUCCAGCUGGUCACCCAGCUCAUGCCCCACGGCUGCCUCCUCGACUACGUUCACGAGCACAAGGACAACAUUGGAUCGCAGCUGUUGCUCAACUGGUGUGUCCAAAUUGCCAAGGGGAUGAUGUACCUGGAGGAAAGGAGGUUGGUCCACAGAGACCUGGCUGCUCGAAACGUGCUGGUGAAGUCUCCCAAUCACAUCAAGAUCACCGACUUUGGCUUGGCCCGAUUGCUGGACGCUGACGAGAAGGAGUACAAUGCGGAUGGCGGCAAGGUUGGUAUGCCCAUUAAGUGGAUGGCUCUGGAGUGCAUUCACUACAGGAAGUUCACUCAUCAGAGUGACGUGUGGAGCUACGGAGUGACUAUAUGGGAGCUGAUGACGUUUGGCGGCAAACCGUACGACGGUAUCCCCACGCGAGAAAUCCCAGACAUCCUGGAGAAAGGGGAGCGCCUGCCCCAGCCGCCCAUUUGCACCAUUGAUGUCUACAUGGUUAUGGUCAAAUGUUGGAUGAUUGAUGCAGACAGCCGGCCCAAGUUCAAGGAGCUGGCGGCCGAGUUCUGCAGAAUGGCACGUGACCCGCAGCGAUACCUGGUCAUCCAGGGAGAUGACCGCAUGAAGCUUCCCAGCCCUAAUGACAGCAAGUUCUUCCAGAGCCUGCUGGACGAAGAGGACCUGGAUGACUUGAUGGAUGCUGAGGAGUAUCUUGUGCCACGAGGUUUUAGCUUGGCUCCCCCGGCAGGCACAACGAGGCCUCGGGUCGACUCGAACCGAAACCAGUUUGGCUAUCGAGACGGUGGUCCAAGCCCUCCAGAAGGACCUCUGGCAGGUGCCCAGGGUGGUUCCAAUCAGGAGACCACAAGCAGCCAGGGCCCGGCCCUGGAAGAUCAGCGUUGUAACGGAAGCCUACAUAAAAAGAGCCAGAGCCAAGCUGUGGGGGAAGACAGCGGGACCCAGAGGUACAGCGCUGACCCCACCAUCUUUCUCGGAGAGAGAACAUCCCGAGGGGACACGGAUGAGGAUGGCUACAUGAUGGCAAUGAAAGACAAGAACUCCUCAGAGUUUCUGAAUCCAAUUGAGGAGAACCCAUUUGUCUCACGGCGCAAAAAUGGCGAGCUCCACGCCUUGGACAACCCAGGGUACCACAGCACGCCCAACAGUCAGCCCAAAGGAGAGGACGAGUACAUUAAUGAGCCUCUCUACCUCAACACCUUCCACAGCCCCGCCGAUCUGGGUCUGGAAGCUCUGAGGAGAAACGGUCUGCCCUUACCCACCCAGCCUCCUUCCUCCAUCUCAGCCUCAAACUCAGGCUCCCACCUGCCCCUUACAAUCCAGACCAGUCUGGCCCACUACCCCCUCCCAUCAACCCAGGCAUCUCCAUCAGGGAUACCCUGCCUCCACGGUCCAGCGACUCAUAUUCUCCAUGGCCACAGCACCGUCAAACCUGCAGGACAGCCUGGCAAUCCAGGUGGCGGCUCCAUUGCUCCGAGCCAAACAGGAACUUCUGCUCAAGCCCAGGUGAGCCAAUCGGGCUCCCUGUCUACUUCAGCAACCCUCAAGCACAGUAGCUUGCCAGCUUACCAGAGCCACACCACCACACACCCUGCAAGUAUGCUGAAACAUGGCGGGUAUACAUCAGGAAAAGCCAGCGGGAAGAAACUAAAGGUAACCUUUGACAAUCCUGAAUACUGGCAGCACAGCUUGCCUCCUAAAUCAUCAAUCCAGGUGGCUCCCAAUGGAGCCCAGGGGGGCUCCACCAAUGCCAAGCUCUUCUACAAGCAGAACGGACACAUACGACCGGCGGUAGCUGAAAAUUCAGAGUACAUGUCUGAGUUCUCCCUCAAGACCGGCACUGUUUUGCCACCUCCACCCUACAGGCAGCGAAACACUGUGGUCUAGAUCCCUCUCAAGUCUUUCUCUCGCCUCCAGCGACCCCAACACCCUUUUCUGGUUCUACUGUCAGAGGGGGCAACCAAAGCCGUCCUCGACUCUUUCCAGAUAACACGCCAUCUGCUGUAGCAACAUCCCAAAGGAGGUGGACAGGUAGAACCAACUCCAGACACCUUCGCUGUAUCCAGUCCGGUCUAUUUCUGUUCUGUAGAUAGAGACCCUCCGACAGCUCACAGAGACAUGGGGAGAAAAAGCUGCACCGAGGCAGGCACACAACUCUGAAACCUAAAGAACUCAACUUUGGGGUCCUGAACUCACUGCCAGCCACUUUGGUGUCAGAUUUGUAGGUGAAACAAAAAGAUGUAUUAUUUUCUCCUUUUUUUUAAACAUCAUAAAAUCUGAGGAUGAGCAAUAUUCUGCUGAAGGUUUCUGGAAUAAACAGAGCAAAUGCAGUCUGA